Molecule: messenger RNA, 1376 nt
Organism: Amborella trichopoda
Lineage: Eukaryota; Viridiplantae; Streptophyta; Magnoliopsida; Amborellales; Amborellaceae
Product: transcription factor MYB102
Source: RefSeq, a predicted model, not a curated record
CACACUCUUCCCUCUCAAAUCAUCGUCACUGCACUCACUGUUUUCCGUUUUCUUCUUCCACUUCUUGAACACUCAAAAUACGAAGAAAAUCCAGAUUUUCAAAAGCUCCUUAAAAAACCGGUUCUUGAUCUGGUUUUCCUUGGGCUGGUUAAGGAAUUCGUACCGUGAAAAAUGGGGAGAGCACCUUGCUGUGACAAGAAUGGCUUGAAAAAGGGCCCAUGGACUCCUGAAGAGGACCAGAAAUUGAUUGAUUACAUUAAAAAACACGGCCAUGGGAGCUGGAGAACUCUUCCAAAGAGUGCCGGGCUGUCGAGGUGUGGGAAGAGUUGCAGGCUUCGUUGGACCAACUACCUGAGGCCCGACAUCAAAAGAGGAAGGUUCUCGUUUGAAGAAGAGGAGACCAUCAUCCAAUUACACAGCAUUCUUGGCAACAAGUGGUCGGCAAUAGCUGCACGUUUGCCCGGAAGGACUGAUAACGAGAUCAAAAACUAUUGGAACACCCACAUAAGAAAGAGGCUGCUAAGAAUGGGGAUCGAUCCUGUAACCCACAGCCCAAGGCUCGACCUCCUCGACCUUUCGAGCAUGGCAUCGCUCCUCAACUCUUCACUCUACAACCUUUCACAGUAUGAUCUCUCAAAGUUCCUUGGCUUAGACCAAACCCUAGUUAACACAGACGUUCUAAGGCUUGCCAGUGGCCUCUUAAAUUCACAGACAGAAAACACUGAUCUCCUUCUCCAUUCUCUCCUUCAAAACAACCACCUUACCACCACUCAAAUGCAAAACCCAUAUCAAAACUUCCAAAACCCAACUCAAAACGUAAUUCCAAACCCACAAAUUCAAGCUCAAAUCCCUGAAAUCCCAUCGUGCACCACCUCAAACACCCAAUUCUUUAGUGAAACCCAAUACCCAUCAAACUUCAGCGCCCAAACUCUCCCUCCAUGCCCCAUGUUCCCAGAGACUCCAAAUGUGAUCGACUCGAAUUUAGGGGAUAAUAUUGAGCCACUGCUAAACCUAUGCUAUCCUUGUGGGGGAGAGCAGUCAGUUUUAGACCCACUGUCUGAAACCUCCACAUAUCAAUCAACAAAUACUAGCAAUCAGAGCUUUGGCUUUGCCUCUGUUCUCUCCACCCCUACAUCCAGCCCCACGCCACUAAAUUCAUCAUCAAAUUAUGUGAACAGUUACACUGAAGAUGAGAGAGACAGCUAUUGUAGUAACCUGAUCCAACAGUUCUCCAUUCCUGAUCUCUUGGAUAUGCUAUGAAUACUGAGAGGAUUGCUCCUACUGUACUUUUCUAAUGAGCUUUAAUUUAUUCAUGCUUUCUUUUUUCUUUUCUUCUGUUUGUUUGUGUAAAGACAAGCAUUGAAAAGCUUAAAUUA